Molecule: messenger RNA, 4663 nt
Organism: Frankliniella occidentalis (western flower thrips)
Lineage: Eukaryota; Metazoa; Arthropoda; Insecta; Thysanoptera; Thripidae
Exons: 6
Coding region: 4041-4505 (154 amino acids)
Source: RefSeq, a predicted model, not a curated record
GUUGGAGGGGGGCAGCGCGGCUCGGCUGGCGGGCCAGACAGCCGGCGCGUCUCGUAAUGUUCUUCUGAGUCUUGCUGCGGACAGACGCUUUUCGCCAUCAUGGACCUGAUCAUGGGCUACGAAUCAGAGGACUCGUCCGACAGCUCCUCAUCGUCUUCAACAAGUUCGUCAUCGUCUUCAACAAGUUCGUCAUCGUCUUCAACAAGUUCGUCAUCGUCUUCAACAAGUUCGUCAUCUUGUUCAACGUGCUUUUCGUCAACGAGCUCGUCGUCGACGGCAUCGAAUUUGAGCGGGGACACUGUUCAUUUGGACCAUAGUUCGCUAGUGCGAGAAAUUGACGCCAUGGACUUCUAUGUCGAGACAAUGUUCAAAAUGCGAUGUAAGCCACGGUAAUACGUUACCGUGUGGCUCUCUCUAAGAUCUCUCUCCGCGAAAAGAACACGAAACGACAUAGAGCUGUUUUAUUUCAGUCGAUCAUCAACCGCGUAGCCGCCCAAUGCGGCACGACUCGCGACAUUUUGCUGCCCAAUGCAGCCGGUUUGUAUUUUAAAGGGUGAGUCCAAUGUGUGCUUAAGCGAGAAAUCGCUCUGUCCUUCCCUGUUUUUAAACGAACCCGUUUCUACCACGCGCCGCGCGCGGGGGGGCCAGAGCGUCAUGUCGCCGCGACCACCUGUUGGAGUGCAAUUCCACAUUACCUCAGUACCGCCAACAAUCGACACUGUGCUCAAGGCCCCGCCCGCCGCCCCUUGUUGAGUGUACCCAAAAUAGAGACCGAAAUAAAGUAAAUUUCUAGAAAUGUUACAGCCACCAAGCUUUUUGGUGUCAACCGAACUUUCUGCCGUGUUUCUGCAGUACACACAUUCAUGCUGCCACACCGACAACAUAGUUUCAAUCCAGUCGGUCAGCUGGGAGGCCCCAUUGUUGGCGGGCACCCCCGACAAGGCUGCGCAGUGCAUGAGAGAGGAUGCGGUGCCUGUCCGCGCCCGCGAGCUUUCGUUCGGGACGGACGCGCAGGAUGGCUUCGAAGUGAAGAAUUUCAGUGAGAACUCCCUGGAUAUGCCAGUUUUGGAGUGCUUGAAUAAGACUUUAUUUGCUGAGGAGGAAGUGAUGGCAGACGUGCCGCCCGGGUGGAAGGAUCUAUAGUUUGACUGAAGUUGUAACUGUAGUGGUGGAACUAUACUUUUAGACUGCAAUACAAAGACACUCUAAAAAAAAUUAAUACAAAAAUUUGUAAUUUGGAUAUGCAGUUUUUUCAGCAUCCAUGAUACAAAAAAUUGUAUUCUUUUGGAUAUUAAAAAUAAAUUUGUAACGUGGAUACAAAAAUUUGUAUCCAUCGAUACAGAAUAAAACAUUUCGUUGUAUGCUCUGACACAUAAGAAAAAGAGAUUUUUUUUUCUCUUGGAUGUCUUAUCCUAGACGUUUCACUCUCAUCACAGACGAUUAACUUCAAUGUAGUACUUUACCUUACCGGGAUUUGAACCCCGAACCUCUGGGUUGGGAUUUGACGCCCUAGCCCACGCGGCUAAGGCGACUUCCUGCGAGCAGUCAUGCUCCGACCUGGUGUCGUUCUCACCCGUCUACUGGUUUGCCCCAGACCCAGAGCCUUUCCCAUAGCCAUCGAGCUUUCAGAUGGCAAUUCUAUGUUAAUGCUUUGGGAACAGAUUUUAUUUUCCAUGUUGCCGCAGUCAGUCUAACAGCUACUCGAAUCGUGCCCAAUUUUAACGUUAAAUCGGCGAAUCUUUGAACGCAAAUAUAGAUUUCUGUUUCCGUGUUACAGAAAUUUGUAUUCCGGUUACAGAAAUUUGUAAUCCGAAUUCUAAAACUUUUAGAAUAAUAUAAAAUUUUGAAAUAAAUGUAGAAUUUUGUAUUGUUUACAAAUUUUAAAAGAAUAUUACAAGAUUCUGUAUCAUCAUUACGAAUUUCUGUAUCACAGUGCCCGGAUACAGAAAACUGUAUCAAAUUUGAUACAAAAAUCUGUAAAUUUUUUUAGAGUGGAGGACUUAAACUGUGCAUUAAUGCGAAUAAAACUUCAAGUCCGGGUGCAUCGUAAACUGUGUUACGAACUGUGUUUUAAACUGUAGUUGUACUGUGUUUUCUUUGCUGUCGCAUUAUGCGUUGGUUCUACAGAUCGAUCUAUAGUUCAAGAGCGUUGUUUAUGUUGAGUUAAAGAGUACUGAGACACUGCAGUGUCACUUAUAGUAGUUAAAUGGAGUGUACUCUGCACUCUUGUCGUACUUAAGGUGCAUUCAAGUUUGCAUUUCAAGGUGCAUUUAGAGGUGCGAAUCCAACUGUAGGUGAAUUCUGUUGUCAAUACCAUAAUUUAAAUGCACUUAAAUUGCACUGCUUGUCCUUAACACUGAGUUAUAUUGAUUAUUAACAACUUUGCUGCUGGAUCUCUACACAUGGAUUACCAUAUUUUAAUAAUGGAUGCUUAAGUCCACUACCGGUGUAAAAGGCAAGCCACGUUCUGCUUCCUGCUGGACUCUUUUACUUGCCUUCCAAAAAUGUUUUUCGUGAAAGAGAUAUGAAGGAAUAUGUCUUUAACAAGCAGGUUAUUUUGGAGCGGAAAACACAGUGACAACAAAGUUAAGUGAGUUAACUGGGGCGGAACUAGGUUUAAACUGUACUUCAACUGUAUUCCGACUCGGUCGGCCGUCGGGCUGGGACCCUUCGCAUGACAUCAAGUUACCGCAUGGCUACUAGUGUGGUGGCGCGGUGGCUCAGUGGUCAGCGUAUCGGGUUCCCAGCUCCGAGGUUCGAGGUUCGAGUCGCGUCAACGUCCGCUUCAAGUUCAACAUUCGGUAAGGUACAAAGCUCUGAAAUUACUAUGUUAACAAGGGGGAAGGAGGAGAGGAGGGAAGGAGGAGAAAAGUGUCCCAAAAGGGGAGGAAAAUUAAUUUUGAAAUUAUACAUAUUAUGCGUUCGAACACAACUUUGUAGUGUACAUAGCUCUCCGACAAAUUUAUAGCUAAAGUAAAGUUGUACUGCAGUGAAAACUUCAGUCGGAACAGUGCGGGAACUCCGCCAAGCUAGGUGAAAACUAUGGUAAAACUGUGCGACAUGCGAAAUCCGUAGAGUUAAACUAUAGUUUUGACACAGUUUUCUGCAGUUUAGAUGUAGUUCAACUACAGAAAACUGCAUUUAAACUGCAGUGAGUACAGCUGCACUUGAACUGUAUUUAUUUCGUUGUUUGCACUUCCGUUUAAAUUGUACUUCAGUAUGAGCUAAAACCAAGUACAACUUUACUUAGACUGGUUUUUAACUUCGGAUUUCGAAGAAGUUGAACUACAGUCAUUGUUCCUAAAUUCGGACUUGCGCCCUAAAUUCGGACAUGGUGCCGUAUUUCACUAUUGUCGCCUCCAAAUCCAUACUGCGUCAACAAAAUUUAACUUCCAUGGGUUUGAUGGAAAGGUAAGACCACCAAGUUUCCAUUUCUGCCAAAAAAAUAAAUGUGUGAGUGAUAUUGCUUCCUCCAGAAAUUCCUGGAAUUUGUAUUUUUAGCCCCCCAAAACAGGACUUUUUUUAAUGUGUCUUGUAAGAAUUUGGGGUUCCGAACAGUGUAAGCCCGGGUUAUUCUGACCACAAUAUAUGUGAAACUUGGUACUUUUAUCUUCAAUAUGACACCAAGUUUUUGAUUUUUCGUCGCACGGUUUAGUAUUGGGAAGCGUUUUUGCAAUGCGCCCUAAAUUCGGACAUAGGCUUUUACAUGCAAAAGUGACUACUGUCCGAAUUUAGGGCACGUUAAAAGCGAUCUUUAAGCAGUUCUGGCGACUAAACUAUACCAGAUAAGAAAAUUUGGAAGGUAGGGUAAGGUCAAAUUUUUUCAUGAAGUUUCUGUACCCCCCGAAAAAUUUUCACUUUUCAUAAUUUUUCAAAGCUGUCCGAAUUUAGGACGCAUUGGUUCCUAAAUACGAACACGAUUCAAACAGCCCUCACCCCUAUACCGUUCGCGCGAAAAAAUAUUUUCGGUGAGUGGUAGGUGCGUCUCGACGUGAGGAUUCUAGAAUCCCCAGCGAUUUUUCAUAUUUCAAAAAUUCUAGAUGUCACAGGCGUUUUUCCUCAAAAACCGUCCGAAUUUAGGGACAAUGACUGUACGGUUCUCAAAGACGGUUCGAACUACAGAUCCUUCCACCCGGGCGGUGCCUCAGGUGGAGCCGGUGCCUGAGGUGGAGCACGAGCCUGAGGUGGUGCUGAUAGAGGAGGGUGGUGAGGAAGUUGAUGUCGCCAUACCUGAGGAAGUGUUCAAAAGGAAAAGAACUAGGGCCAAGCGACCCCCCACUCCAGCUGCAAGGCCUGCUGUGGCCCAAAAGGCAGGGCCUUCAUUUGUUCAAUCCACGAAGCAGCAUCCGAUGGGGAAGGUGCCUGACCCUGUGUUCCAUUUGCCUCCACCCCAGCCCCAUCAAGCACUAUUGGUUGAUAACGUGGAUAUGAGGGAAGUGCUAAAUGCCAAGCGGGCUCGUAGAGCACAAGAAGAAGGGAACAACAAGCGACAGAAGAAGGACUGAUGUUAUUUUUUGUAUUCUCCUUUUUUAUUUUUUUACUCUACUUCAUGUACAUGUGUACAUAUGCACAUUUCUUUUUGUCUAUUUCAUCUGUGCUCUACUGAAUAUUUUGUACUCUAUUUUGUUUAUACUAAAACUUUUUCAUUGAAGAGCAUACCACA